Messenger RNA from Ilex paraguariensis (yerba mate), 333 nucleotides. The record is from the annotation of a GenBank genome assembly. NCBI's taxonomy places the organism in Eukaryota, Viridiplantae, Streptophyta, Magnoliopsida, Aquifoliales, Aquifoliaceae.
AUGGGCAAUGUACCUUAUAUUGUGAUGAAUCAUCUACAUCCAAGGAAAGAAGGUGGUGCAAGAAUAGUUUUGGAAUCACCAAAAGAAGACUUAACAUCUUUAUCGUGUAAGUUGAAUGAGACAUCCGCAUUGAAGGAGAUUUUCCUAGCACCUUCUAAUUCCCUUGUAUGCAGAAGCAGUGUGAGUGAUGAAAUUGAUGUGGAAUUCACCAAUGUGAACAGGUUUACCAAUCGACUCACUGAUUCUUUGGUCACCCUAGCUUCAAAAAGAAAAAAGUUCAAAGAUGAUGAAGCUAUUAUUAAGAUCAGCAAACGUCGAACUCUAGCUCUAUGA